GGUUUCGUCAUCUACCAACAGCGCACGUACCCAAAAUCAUCACUUACCUCUCGUCCACACACAAUACCAGACCAGCCGCGCAGAAAUCUAGAAGAAGAAGCAGAAGUAGUAGAAGAGGGGGAAACAUAACAUAACGAGAAAGAAGUAACCAUGAAGUGGAUGGAGCCAAAUGCAUUCGAUUGGGAGGAAUCCCCUCCUUUAUCCUCUUUUCGCGCUGUGGCGACGGGGAGUCUCGUCUACGUUGCCGCGGUGAUUGGUUCGACAAUUCUUUCGAAACGAUAUCUGCCGGUAGUCGACAAGACUUCUUCAUCCAAGGAAGAAACAUCUACCAUGACGGGUUUGCAGUGGAAGCCUUGGUUUGGCAGUGACCUCCAGACUGCCCAAUUCAUUCACAACAUUGUUCUGGUGGCCAGCAGUGCUAUUAUGCUCUGUGGCGUUGUGGUGGAGAGUAUCAAGAGAUUAUCCAUGCCGUCCGAGUCAUCCUGGCCGCCGUUUCUGCUCUGCGAGGAAACAAAAGGAAUCAUGGCAGGGAAAGGGGCUCUGUAUUAUUGGAGUUACAUCUACUACCUGUCCAAAUACUACGAGCUGUUGGAUACGGCCUUGCAACUAGCUCGAGGUAAACCACCUCCACACUUUGCACUUCAUGUGUACCAUCACUCGGUGGUUCUCUUUAUGGCUUGGGCAUGGUGUGAAUAUCAUCAAUCACUACACUUUAUUGGGUUGGCGUUCAACACUGCCGUCCAUGUCGUCAUGUACACGUACUUUCUCCAGCGGACCAUCACCAAGGCAACACCCAAAUGGAAGAGUUUGGUGACCUUAUUCCAGAUCGUUCAGUUUUCCUUUUCCUUCUUUUGUGCGAUCUUGACAAUCUACAUUUCCUUUGUCCAAGGAUACCAAUGUGCCGGAAUGAGUGCUCUGGGUUUGAACGCUCUCUUCAAUGUGACAUUGUUACAUUCCUUUGUCGGCGUGUUCAAAAAAGGGGGAAAGAAGAAAAGAAAGACUGUGUAACUCUCCCUUCGUUAGUUCUUAUAAGUAGGUUGUCUACAAAGACAAUGACUUUGAUGCUCGCUCUCUAUACGCCCAAACGAAUUUUGAAAAUAAACUACUGCUUCUUUGUUGCCUCUCU
Messenger RNA from Seminavis robusta, 1126 nucleotides. The record is from the annotation of a GenBank genome assembly. NCBI's taxonomy places the organism in Eukaryota, Bacillariophyta, Bacillariophyceae, Naviculales, Naviculaceae.